Molecule: messenger RNA, 4545 nt
Organism: Emys orbicularis (European pond turtle)
Lineage: Eukaryota; Metazoa; Chordata; Testudines; Emydidae
Gene: NFAT5
Product: nuclear factor of activated T cells 5
Exons: 13
Coding region: 1-4545 (1514 amino acids)
Biological process (GO): regulation of transcription by RNA polymerase II; cytokine production; calcineurin-NFAT signaling cascade
Cellular component (GO): transcription regulator complex
Molecular function (GO): DNA-binding transcription factor activity, RNA polymerase II-specific; RNA polymerase II cis-regulatory region sequence-specific DNA binding; transcription factor binding
Source: RefSeq, a predicted model, not a curated record
AUGCCCUCGGACUUCAUCUCUCUGCUCAGCGCCGACCUCGACCUCGAGUCCCCCAAGUCUCUCUACUCCAAGGAAUCUGUCUAUGACCUCCUCCCAAAGGAGUUGCAGUUACCACCCUCCAGAGAAACAUCUGUAGCAUCCAUGAGCCAAACAAGUGGUGGUGAGGCAGGUUCGCCUCCUCCAGCUGUAGUUGCUGCUGAUGCUUCUUCAGCUCCCUCCUCUUCCUCCAUGGGCGGUGCUUGCAGCUCCUUUACCACCUCUUCCAGUCCUACCAUUUACUCUACCUCAGUCACCGACAGCAAGGCUAUGCAAGUGGAGAGCUGCUCCUCAGCCGUGGGGGUAAGUAACCGAGGGGUAAGUGAAAAGCAGUUAACCAGUAACACAAUCCAGCAGCAACAGUCAAUGCCGAAGAGACAUACAGUCCUGUACAUCUCACCACCACCUGAGGAUUUGCUGGAUAACAGUCAGAUGUCCUGCCAAGAUGAAGGGUGUGGAUUGGAAUCAGAGCAGAGCUGCAUUAUGUGGAUGGAGGAUUCCCCCUCCAACUUCAGUAACAUGAGCACCAGUUCCUACAAUGAUAACACUGAGGUGCCACGUAAAUCACGCAAACGAAAUCCAAAGCAGAGGCCAGGGAUCAAACGUCGAGAUUGUGAAGGAUCCAGCAUGGAUAUAUUUGAUGCCGACAGUGCCAAAGCUCCUCACUAUGUCCUUUCUCAGCUCAGCACGGACAGCAAAGGCAACUCAAAAGCAGGAAAUGGAGCAUCAGAAAGCCAGAAAGGAGCCGGAGGGAAGAAGAGCCCGAUGUUGUGUGGUCAGUAUCCUACUAAAAGUGAAGGCAAAGAGCUGAAGAUUGUGGUACAGCCGGAGACCCAGCACAGAGCUCGGUAUUUGACUGAGGGCAGCCGAGGCUCAGUGAAAGACAGGACACAACAAGGUUUUCCAACUGUAAAGCUGGAAGGUCACAAUGAGCCAGUAGUUCUGCAAGUGUUUGUGGGUAAUGACUCUGGUCGAGUGAAGCCACAUGGGUUCUACCAGGCCUGCAGAGUAACUGGGCGAAACACUACUCCCUGCAAAGAGGUGGACAUAGAGGGUACUACAGUUAUAGAGGUUGGCCUUGACCCUAGCAACAACAUGACACUUGCGGUUGAUUGUGUAGGAAUACUGAAGUUGAGAAAUGCAGACGUUGAAGCUCGAAUAGGGAUUGCUGGUUCCAAGAAAAAAAGCACCCGUGCCAGAUUGGUGUUUCGUGUAAACAUCACUCGGAAAGAUGGCUCAACUUUAACGCUCCAGACACCCUCCUCUCCAAUUUUAUGCACUCAACCAGCUGGCGUGCCAGAGAUCCUCAAGAAAAGUUUGCACAGCUGUUCAGUGAAGGGGGAAGAGGAAGUCUUUCUGAUUGGCAAGAACUUUCUUAAGGGAACAAAAGUGAUCUUCCAAGAGAAUAUUUCUGAUGAAAACUCUUGGAAAGCAGAAGCUGAAAUAGACAUGGAAUUAUUUCAUCAGAAUCAUCUUAUUGUGAAGGUGCCACCAUAUCACGACCAGAAAAUAACCUCAUCUGUUUCUGUGGGGAUAUAUGUGGUGACCAAUGCUGGAAGAUCUCAUGAUGUGCAGUCAUUUACAUACACUCCAGAUACAUCAAUGUCUUUUGUCUCAACAGCUGGUACUCUGAAUGUUAAUGUGAAGAAAGAAAUCUCCAGCCCAGCACAGCCUUGUUCUUUUGAAGAGGCUAUAAAAGCAGUGGCAGCCACUGGCUGUAACCUGGAUAAAGUAAAUAUUCUUCCUAGUGCCUUGAUAACUCCACUUAUGCCGACCAGUGUGAUUAAGAAUGAAGAUGUGGCUCCAAUGGAAGUUACAGCCGAAAAAAGAUCUCCCACUAUCUUCAAGGCUACAAACGUGGUUGGACCAACUCAACAAACAUUAGAAAAUAUGUCCAGCAUAUCAGGAAAUGGAACCUUUUCAACUGCUGCUUCUCAUUUACCUUCUGAGAGUGAAAAACAGCAGCAGAUACAGCCUAAAAUGUAUAAUGCAGAGACUCUGACUACUAUCCAAACACAGGACAUUUCACAGCCUGGUAGCUUUCCUGUCUCUGCUCCCAGCCAACUGCAGAAUAGUGAUGCACUAUUGCAGCAAGCUGCACAGUUCCAGACGAGAGAGUCCCAACCCAGAGAGGUGUUACAAUCAGACAGCACUGUAGUUACUUUGUCACAGUUAACUGAGGCUUCGCAGCAACAACAGUCAACACUAUCAGAACCAGCACAGACACUACAGCAACAGAUUUCAUCAAGUAUUUUCUCACCAGCAAACAGUGUGAGUCAGUUACAGAACACUAUACAGCAACUGCAAGCUGGCAAUUUUCCAACCAGCACUGCCAGUGGAAGCAGUGGAAAUGUUGAUUUGGUCCAGCAAGUCUUAGAAGCUGAACAGCAGUUAUCUUCUGUUUUGUUUUCUGGGUCAGAUAGUAGUGAGGAUGUUCAAGAGCAACUCAGCGCAGACAUUUUUCAGCAAGUUAGUCAAAUCCAAAACAGUGUAAAUCCUGGGAUAUUUUCCUCAUCAGAGACAGCAGUCCAUUCCAGGCAAGAGAAUCUUUUGUCUGGAAGAGCUGAAAAUGUCCAUCCACAGCCUGAGAGCUCAUUGUCCAAUCAGCAGCAGCAGCAGGCAAUGGAGACUUCUGCAGCAAUGGUGAUUGGAAUGCAGCAAAGUAUGUGCCAGGCUGCAACACAGAUGCAAUCUGAUCUAUUCUCCUCAGCAGCUUCAGGAAAUGGAAACCUCCAGCAGUCCCCUGUUUACCAGCAAGCUUCCCACUUGCUAAGUGGGCUAUCAACAAGCGAAGACAUGCAGAUGCAAUGUGAGUUAUUCUCCUCAUCUUCUGGUGUUUCUGGAAAUGAAACAACUACUACUGCUCAGCAGCAAGUCUCGACCAAUGGCUCUACCAUGUUUCAGACAUCGAGUUCUGCAGAUGGAGAAGAAGCUUCAGGACAGAAUAAACAGAUGCAAAACAAUGUGUUUCAGACCAUGGUUCAGAUGCAACACAGUGGGGAAAGUCAGCCUCAAGUUAACCUUUUUUCAUCUACGGAAAACAUGAUGGCCGUUCAGGCAGGUGGAACUCAACAGCAGGGAGGUGGACUGUUCCAGCAAGGUGGGGAAAUUAUGUCUAUUCAGUCAGGAAGUUUCAUGCAGCAAUCCCCACAUUCACAAGCUCAACUUUUUCACUCUCAGAAUCCCAUUGGUGAUGCUCAAAAUAUAUCCCAGGAAACACAAGGGUCUAUUUUUCGUAGUCCAAAUUCCAUUGUCCACAAUCAGACCACUUCCUCUUCUUCAGACCAAUUGCAGACUCCAAUGUUCCACUCCCAGAACACCAUGGGUGUAUUGCAGAGCUCUUCUGUACCUCAAGACCAGCAAUCAGCCAACAUGUUCCUUUCCCAGAAUUCAAUGAACAACCCCGUAACUCAAGAAGAACAGAUGUCAUUCUUUACAACACAGAAUUCCAUUUCUCCACUUCAGACAGCCACAAACACUGAGCAGCAAACUUCUUUCCAGCAGCAGGCACAGAUACCCCACAUUCAGAACCCUAUGAUUCCCCAAGAUCAACCCCAAGCUCAGCCCACUCAGCAGGGUUUGUUUCAGACACAAGUAUCACUAGGCUCCCUCCAGUCUAGUACAAUGCCCCAGAACCAACAAGGGGCUAUCUUCCAGCCUCAACAUUCAAUGGUUGCUAUUCAGAGUAGCCCUCCAUCCCAAGAACAGCAGCAACAGCAGCAGAACAUGAUGUUCAGUACCCAAAAUACGAGUACAAUUGCUUCUCAGAAGCAGACUAUGAUUUUCAACCCAAAUCAAAAUCCAAUCACUAAUCAGGAGCAGCAGAACCAAUCUCUUUUUCAUGCACAAUCCAAUAUGGCGCCAAUGAAUCAAGAUCAACAGCCCAUGCAGUUCCAGGGUCAAACAGUGACUCCACUUCAGAAUCCUGGGUCCAGCCAGACAGAGACACAGCAGCCCACCAUGUUUCAUAACUCACCCCAGAUUCAGUUGGUUCAAGGAUCACCAGGUUCUCAAGAGCAGCAAGUCACCCUCUUCAUCUCUUCAGCUUCCAUGUCUGCCUUGCAGACUAGCAUGAGCCAGCAAGAGCUGCAGCAGCCUCCCAUCUACUCUUCUCCGAGCAAUAUGACAGGUAUUCAAGGAGCUGCUUCUCCUGCACAGCAACCAUCUUCUUUGUUUCACAAUCCAACAGGAAGUGCUAUCAACCAGCUGCAGAAUUCUCCUGCUUCAUCUCAACAGACUUCAGGAAUAUUCCUAUUUGGGAUUCAAAAUAACUGUGGCCAGCUGUUAACCUCUGGACCAUCUGCAUUGCCAGAUCAGCUGAUGACUAUAAGUCAGCCAGGUCAGCCACAGAGUGAGGGGCAACCUGCAGUGACAACGCUUCUGUCCCAGCAGAUAUCUGAGAAUUCUUCUCUACCUUCAUCUAUGACAACCAAUCAGUGUAUAGAGAAAAUUGAUGACUUGCUUGUGUCAUUACAAAACCAGGGGAACAACAUGGCUGGCUCAUUUUAA